This is a messenger RNA of Ipomoea triloba (trilobed morning glory), 1764 nucleotides long. Its product is annotated as protein ACCELERATED CELL DEATH 6-like. NCBI's taxonomy places the organism in Eukaryota, Viridiplantae, Streptophyta, Magnoliopsida, Solanales, Convolvulaceae. Gene Ontology annotation, molecular function: protein phosphatase regulator activity; protein phosphatase 1 binding. The coding region runs from base 1 to 1764 and encodes 587 amino acids. Gene Ontology annotation, cellular component: plasma membrane. The record is from RefSeq and is a predicted model, not a curated record. The transcript is spliced from 3 exons.
AUGGUCCUUGAUCAGAUGAACCCGGUUCUAUACAAAGCAGUGGUGAAAGGAAAUGUUGAAGAUUACCAUGAGGCAUUAGAGCAGAUGCCGGAAGAAGAAGCUCGCGGGCGUCAAGUUACGCCGAAGGGAAAUACUGUGCUGCACGUUGCGGCGAUCAAUGGUCACAAACAUUUGGUGGAAGAGAUCCUACAGGAUGAUGAUGCAGCCAUGUCCCUGUUGUUUGCCAAGAACAACAGAAAUCAAAGUGCGCUACACUGUGUAGCAGAGAAGGGCUAUGCCGGCGUAGUGUCUGUCAUCUUCAGCGCCAUUAAGAAGCAUAAAGAUUUGGAAUCUGCAUUUGGUCGAGUGAGGGAGAUGAUAGAGAUGAAAGAUGACGUGAAAGACACGGCUUUGCACAAGGCCGUGCGAAUGGGGCAUUUGGAGGUGGCCAAGUUACUGAUUCAAGAGGAUCCUGAAUUUGAGUACCCUGCCAACGAUGACGGAGAGACGCCCAUUUACAUUGCAGCAGAGUUGCGAUUUCAUGACUGCUUGGUGGAAAUGCUCAACACAUGCAAAAAGCCAACCUAUGGUGGACCACUGGGUCGCAAUGCUCUCCAUGCAGCUAUCUUAUCAGGUCUUGGCAACAUUUCCAAAGUAAAAAGCACUCAAGAGUUUAGCUCAGAAUGCACGCAAUCAUUGUUGGAAAAAAAGAUGUGUUUGUGCGAGGAAACUGAUAAGUCUGGUUGGACACCACUACAUUAUGCCUUAAAAAUUGAGAAUGAUAAAGCUACUUGUAUGAUACUUGAGAGAAAAACAUCUGCAGCUUACAUUUGUGCUGGUGGCAGUGACGAGUGGACAACAACAUUCCACAUAGCAGCAAGGCAAGGCAAUGUUGAAAUGAUGGAAGAGAUAUCGAAUAGGUGCCCAGAUUGCUGGGAGAUGGUGAAUAGCAAAGGGCAAAAUGUAUUGCAUGAAGCAAUACUGAGUAAGAAAGUGAAUGUGAUACAACAUAUAGAAGAAAGCUCUGACCAAUUUGAAAAUCUUGUGACUCACAAAGAUGAGGAUGGCAACACACCACUACACCUGCUUGCCAUUACUGACCGCAACAUCUUUUUCCACCAAUUUAUAACAGAGCGUCCUAUGCUGAAUUACUUUGCAUUCAAUAAGAAACACCAAACGUUGUUUGACACGGCGUAUUUGGAUAUUUGGGACGAAAGCCAAAUAACUGGGCUACUAGAGCGCAGGAGUAGAGGACUUCUUCAACAUAGUAGAAAAUUUGCUCACCGCAUUAUACCAAAUCCGGAACACGGAGUAAAUAUUCAUACUAUGGAAAAGAGACUUGAAGCUAUGAUAACAAAAACUAAAACACAGGUCGUUGUGGCAACAUUGGUACUAACGAUGACCUUUGCAGCCGGUAUUACAGUGCCAGGAGGAUACCACCAAGAAAAAGGGUACCCAUUAUUAUUACGAAAUGCAGCUUUUAAGGCCUUUAUUAUUACUAAUACUCUUUCUUUUCUAUGCUCUUUUUCCUCCAUUGCCAUUCACAUUGGGAUGGUGAAUAAAGCCUCAAGUUACUCGAGGAGCUUUGAAUAUGUGGCAAGGCUGAUAGAUAUGCAACUUGUAUUGCUUACUCUUUCAUGUUACGGAGUAUUAAUUGCGUUCAUGUGUGCAAUAUAUGCCACUUUAGCACCCUUACGUCCUCUUGCUAUUGCUGAUUUAAUCUUAGGCUUCUUCAUUUUCAUUUUCGUUUAUGGUGCUUAUUUUAAAGUCAUUACAUUCGUCUAG